AGGCAAUGGGGACGCGCCCUGGGGGCGCCCUGGCUGCGGGCCGGGCCGGGCGUUGGGGGCUCAGCGGCAGCCGGCAGUGAUGACUCGGCAGGGCGAUGGGGGCGCGGGCCACACAGAAGGAAAAGUGAACUUGCAUGGCUGGGAAAGCAUGGGCGGGGGUGUUGUGGAUGCUCCCGUUUGGUUUUCACCUGACGUCAUUUUUCUUUCUGGUCCAGGGGCCUCCCUGAUGCUUGGAGCAGAAAGAAGGCGCUGGUGGCUGGCAUCACCUUGGACAGGAGCUGGAGACUAGCCAGAUAAAGAGCACUGAACAAAUGCUGGUUCCAAAUCCCUGGCAGGGAUCAGAACGCCUCUGCUGUGCUGAAAGCCGACCCGAGCACAGAUCGUGAGCGGGCAGUUACAGGAGCUGCUGCCUGUCUGUCUAGUUGUACAAUGUCCUUUCAUUCGGGACACCAGGUAUACCUUUGCAAAUUUAGUGGUCCACGUCGUGGUGUCAGAAUCGCUGCAGACACAAGUCCCCCCUGAGGUGGGCGCCUCGUCCCUUGUCAACUGCACGCCUAAUACAGUGUGCACAGCCGUCACCAGGAAACGCUGCGGCCAGGGCACUGCUGACCUGCUUGCCGACUCACGUGUGGUUCUUAAGUGUCUUUUCAGAAUGCUCGGAGGCUCCUCUCAAGUUUCCUUGCAGAGAACCCUCACAAGGGUGUUGCCUGUAAAUGGCCUGAAUUUCUCAUUUGUACCAGUAGGUUAAAGAAGGAAUCCUCAAAACCCAGCAGCUGAAAUACCAGUUCAUUAGUGCAUUUAGCGCAAAGCACGGGCUCAGAGGCCUCCUGCGCAGGAGCCCAGGAGAGGGGAGGUUCCGGCCAGUGAUGAGCGGCCGCGUCCCGCUGGCAGAGAAAGCCCUGUCCGAAGGCUACGCCCGGCUCCGGUACCGGGACACCUCCCUGCUCAUCUGGCAACAGCAGCAGCAGAAGUUGGCAUCUGUGCCGCCCGGGACGUACCUAAGCAGGAGCCGAAGCACGUGGUACUCACAGUACGGAAAUGAGGCCAUCCUCGUCCGGGACAAAAACAAGCUGGACGUCUCCCGGGACACGGGGCAAUCCAAGUUUUGCUCUGUUAUGUAAUUCUGGUGUGAAAGCCUGAGCCCAGGCACCCAGCCGCCUUGUUGAUCCCUAGUCCUUACUGGGAGAUCCUGAACAGUGAACGUGAAGGUUGAGCUGUGGUAGAAGAACCCCAAAAUCCCAGAGAUGGCGCCCCGGCCCAUUCGCAGUCGGGCUGAUGGGUGGACUGGGCUCCUGGACUCCAUUCUGAUCUUGCAGGCGCUGUAGGCACAGGCCAGGUCCGGGGCCCGGCUAGAUGCUGUUUUGGUCAUGCUUCCGAAUAAGUCAAGCGGGAGGGACACCCCGGUUACAGACCCACCUCGUCACAUUCUUACAGGCUGUCCUUUAGGUUUCCCUUCUGCCUGGUAAAGAGUGGGUCAGAUCUAGAAAAAGGUGAAGGAAUUGGCAUCAUGUCGGGUCGCAGAUCCACGUGCGGGACCACGAUGUGCGGGACCAAGACGGAUUCACCCUAAACGGUCGUCGGCAGCAGCAUUUCAGCAGGGACUUUGUGGCACUUGAGUUUUGAGUCUAGUAACCAAAAUGAUCACUGCGUGUGAUGCACUGUGAUGGCUCCUACACUAGCUUCCUGAUGCUGGAGGUUUGUGGGGCAAAGGCAUCCCCAAAACAUUAAGGAAACCCCCAAAUUAUUAAGUUACACAAAAGCUGCUAACAGUGAUUUCAAAUUUAAUCACAGGGCUGAAAUAGGCAGGUCCUCAGCGGACAGCAGUUCAGCCUCUACUCCGAGGCUGCACCUCCCGGCCACCUGCAGUGUUUGAUGUGCGUGGGCCGUGAUCACACACAAGCAGCCUCGGCCCACCUGUGUGGGCAGCUUUAUGAGUCAUUUUUAAAGGAUUUGCUGUCUGCUGUAAUUAAGGUCUGUGUGGCGAGGUAAACGUGGAAGUGUCUUUUGUCAAAGCUGAGUUUUCUUUUCUAAAUAAAUCUCCUUUAGGAGCCGCCUUCCUUCCUCACUCCUUAUUUUGAUCUGUUUGCUCCUAAUAUCCUAACGUGGCUUUCAGGUUUUUUUUUUUUUUUUUUUUACAACAGUAACAUCUAACGAUUGCUAAAAACCCCAGUGCAGAAACGCAUGAAGCGCCCUCCCCAGAGGCAGCGGCCGUCAGCAGCUCGGCGCGUGCGUGUGCCGAGCUUCCGGAGGCGGCAUCCCGCACCACGCAGCGCCUGGUUCUGUGAUGUUUUGCUCAGCUGUACAGACGGGGCGAUUACGUCACGCUUCCAGCGGCCUGCUGGCAGCGCUCCCGUGAGCCCACAGGUGGGCAGAGACCUUCCGGCUGUCCAUGCACACGGCACGUCCUGGGCUUCCCCUUGCGUGGCUCCUCGUGCAGGCGUGCUUAGCAGACAGCAACCAGAAGGGAGCUGCUGGGUCAGACUGCUUUCCCCCGACGUCACGUGUCCAGCCAGAGGCCUGGUCCUUGCGCAGGGAGCCUCGGCUUGCUUACUGCCUCAGGUGGGGAGGCUGGAAGGCAGAUUUCCUUAAGCACCUCCCCGAGGCGAAGAGGGAAGCCUGUCUCGUCGACACAGUCAGGAAGGACUCUGCAGCAGAGGCUCGCCCGUCCAGGCGCCCUGACACUGGAAUUCCCCAGUAGACAGGCCUUGUCGGCAUCUCUGCGCUCCUUCGACUUCAGUUCAGUUUGGGAAGGCGGCAAACUUCUGACUUAGCUGGAAUGCCUCUGUGCUGCAUGCUCGCUGCCCCUCAGACUAACCUAGAAACGGGCUGUGAUUGGCUCAGCCGCAAAGCACAGAGGCGGUGGCCGGGAAAGCAAGCACGGGCCACGGCCGCCGUCUGCACUGGUCGGGUGUGCAGGUGACCGACGUGCCCUGGGCCGCUCGCACACAGCUGGCACUAAGCUGCUUAGCGAGCAGGGAGGCCACGUCUGCCCUGGGGACGCCUGGGCGGCUGGCCCUCCCGGCUGGGGCUGGGGAUGCCGCGGCGGACGUGCUCAGUCCCCGUCCUCGGGGAGCUCAGUCUGGGUGACGGGGGGCAAGGGAAUACAGGGGAGGGGGGCCUCGGGCCUGGACUCGGGCAGAGCCUUCUCCCGGGACGUCACUGCAAGGCUCGGCUCCAACAGCUGUGACUGUUUUGAAAACGGCGUCAGGACUUGGCAUUUGUCUCGAUACCUCCUUCAUUCCUUGCUGCCGCCUCCACUGUGGACGAAACCUCAGCGCGCACAACGUCUCGACGUGGUUUCCUGGAAACGUCCGUUGGGCCAGCGGACGAGCGUUUGAUGCCUCUGGUCCCGGAAAGCACCUCAGUGCAGACUGAGGGCACAGCGGGGACAGGGGAUGGAUGACCGAGCAGGCGGGAACCGAGGCGACCGAACCUGUGGGUCAUGGAGGGGGGCGGCCCAUCCACAGAGCUGCUGACCUGAAAAGGUGACAAAGCCGCUCCCUAAAUCCCAGGGGCACCCCACCCAGGCUUUGGACCAGAGCCACUGAGCUCUUUAAGACCCUCUGGGAUGCUUUGGGUAUUCCUGCCAGAAGCUACGGGAUGUCAAAACGAGGGACUCCCCCCGUCGUCACACGCCAGCAAGGGGAGAGCUGGGAGCCCAGAAAGCACAGGAUACGGCACCUCUUUUUUUUUUUUUUUGCUUUUAUUAUGAAAACAAAACAAAUGCCCCAGGAGAAGGGUCCAUGAUUACCAGAAACAUCAAAGAGUACUUUCUACCACUUUUAUUCUGUUGUGUUGAGGCCAGCAUUGCAAUAAACAAGCUAAAACUACUUACGCCGGGCUCAUUUUCAGUAACUGACAUUUACAGGAAUAUACUAGAAACGGCACUAAAAAGUUUAAGAAAAGUUACGGUAAACUUGCAUGCACAUCAUACAGAAAAGUAACAUUGUAAACAUAAAAGAAAAACCUCCUGGAAGUGUUAUGCCAGUAUUAGGGAACAGCGCUACACCAGGUGUAACAAAUCUUUUAUCGUGGGCGGUGUUCCCCCCUCCCCCGCAAACUGUAAAAGAUGUGAAUGUUGCAAAAGAACAAAAACCAAAAAACAAACACAGAAGAAAAACGUAUCUUAACAGUUUGUAAGCAAGAUGAGUGAGCAAGCAUCUCUGGAAUUCAGUUAACAGCCCAAGCCGCCCCCUCGACCCCCAGGGAUCACGAGGACUGUUUCACAGCCAUUUCUGUGCCCUGCACGAGGCCAACCCACCGAACACAGGCCCUAAGCCUCGACAGGCUGCCCUCCGGUUCUCGGCACUGGAACUCCGCUUGCCCAACGCAGAGAAAUGGAAAUGGCGAACACCCACAGGCUGACCUUGGGGGGGGGGGGCGGUGAGGGGGUGGAGAGGGUCCCCCCAAAACUCUGAAAUCAGUUUUGAAGUCUGGACAGAAAGCCUUAAAAAAGCCAAUGAACUACAACCGCUCAGCACGGACUAAGCCCUCCGGCAGCGUCUAAGCCAGCAGAUCUUUCAGAGGAAAGGAGCACAGGUGGCUGAGACUCCACAUCUCUCCCAACACGGAACCAGCAGGUAAGGAAAUGCUAUGCUCCCGCUGUGCUCAGCUCUAGGGCCCGAUGUCCCCCGCUGAGUGGCUGGCACAGGUGACCCUCCCCGCUCGCUCGCGGCUGGAGGGGCGCCCCACGGGAGCCCCCAGCACCUCCAGGCCCCCCAGUUGGGGUCUGUUUGUUACUCAGAUGCGUGCCUGCUGCAUUCUGCCCAUGAGAUCCCGCUUCAGGACCUUCCAUCCUGUCGUAAUUCCUUCAAGCCAUAGGUUGUUUACUCCAUUAAAGAUCUGCUUAGAAAACACCUUUGAAAAACAGGGCAGCUUUAAAAAACGGCAAGUCUAAAAUUCAUUUAUAUUUUUAUUACAAACAAAACUUAAUGAAAAAACUUGAACAGACUGGCUCAAAACUCACCCAAAGGUCAGAAUCACCAGCAGUCAGAAAAAUGGUAACCCACCAUCCAUCGCGUCAUCAGAGUUCUAUACCCAUCAGAGGUAUCCUCUAGCCAUAAGUGUUAGUGGGAUCCAAGUCGACUUUAGGAAUUUUAGAAACCACCGCCUGUUAGGAUACCAACGACUAGUCUCCCGAUCCAUCCAGAAGUGCUGGCAGAAAGAACUCGCCACCAGACAAGAGGCCAGGCCACCCCCAGCACCCCCGUCAGUAAAGUCUCACGGGGAGAGAGACUAUUGCGGUCACUUCUGUGCUAACUGGAAAAUGCGUGAGCAGGGAGCCCCGUGCCGCCACUGCUGGCGGCUGGAAGACCGCGUGGGGCAGCGGGGGCCGCGCCCCUCUCCUGGAGGU
Molecule: messenger RNA, 5353 nt
Organism: Delphinapterus leucas (beluga whale)
Lineage: Eukaryota; Metazoa; Chordata; Mammalia; Artiodactyla; Monodontidae
Source: RefSeq, a predicted model, not a curated record